Uncinocarpus reesii 1704 is the source of this 843-nucleotide messenger RNA. RefSeq lists its product as uncharacterized. NCBI's taxonomy places the organism in Eukaryota, Fungi, Ascomycota, Eurotiomycetes, Onygenales, Onygenaceae. Gene Ontology annotation, cellular component: nucleus; cytoplasm. Gene Ontology annotation, molecular function: RNA endonuclease activity; RNA binding; sequence-specific DNA binding. The record is from RefSeq and is a predicted model, not a curated record. The coding region runs from base 1 to 843 and encodes 280 amino acids. The transcript is spliced from 2 exons.
AUGGGCACCAAAAGGUCUUGGGAAGGAAACCUCAUUCAGAGGGCUGAAGGUGGAAAAAUGACUGAACCGGAGCAAAAGGGAGGUGUUGAGUCCUUGUUUUCGUACUUCCGGAGCGAAUUGGACGAGCACCAUGAUCGCCGGGAACGUGUGAUCAAGGCGUCGCGAGAUAUUACAGCCUUGAGUAAAAAGAUGGUUCGGAGCUUAAACACUACCGUCCCAAGGUCCAUCGCCAAAGAAAACACUGACAGAUUUGCCCAAAUCCGCAACCUCUUCAAUUCCAUAACUCCCGAUGUGUCCGGUCUCAACUCCUGGCGAUAUCAAUACCAAAUCACCUGGGGCGUGCAGGAGUACAUCGAAGCACUCUCCUUUCAGUACUACAUUGAAAAGAAACAGCUCAUUCCUCUCGAGGAAGUGAGGAACUCACUCCCCCCCGAAAUAUAUGUCACGGAGACGGAUUAUGUACUAGGGUUGUUUGACCUAACCGGAGAAUUGAUGCGUUUCGCCAUCACGGCAAUGAGCACAGGAGAAAAUCGUCCGCGGAGUACGCUCGCGGAUGCAAACGUCGACGGGCCAAGUGGUGAAUCAGGGUCCGGAUUUGGACACGGUUCGUCGGCGGAGGGGAUCAUGGUUGAUUUACGGGAAUUGCGGGCUAUGUUUGAAAAGCUGAAUGUUCCGCGGAACCAUUCCCUGACGAAAGAGCUAAACAAAAAGAUGGAGGUUAUGCAGACGAGCGUGGAGAAGGUUGAGAGGGCUGCUUACGGUUUCCUGGUUCGUGGGCGGGAGCGGCCUGAGGGAUGGGUGCCGGACUUGUCUGCGAGUACGGCUCCGGUGGAAAGCUAUUAA